UGCGCAGACGUGACGGCUUCUUGAUUUAUAUGCUGCUUUGGCUGGCAGCGACAGCGACAGCGGCAGAGCAGCGAGAACGUGAGGCUGCCGUCAAUGACUAUGGUCCGGUGUUGCAUAUAAGCUCAAGCGUGUUGCAGCUGCUGCCCCCCGGUGAGCAAACGCAGCUGCUGCUGCUGCCCGUUUAUGCAGCGCAGUCGACAACGCCAGCGUCGAAUAAGAAGCCGCCGCCACGCCUCACAAUUGGCAACAAUUUGGACUUUGAAACGCACUACAUCCAUUCAAAUGGUUAAGCUGCAAUGUGAAUCAAAAGAUUUACCGAUCGCUUAGCUGGGCAUAAAUAUUGUCUCAUUUGAGCCGCAAUAAACUUCAUCUGUGCAAUA
Molecule: messenger RNA, 380 nt
Organism: Drosophila busckii
Lineage: Eukaryota; Metazoa; Arthropoda; Insecta; Diptera; Drosophilidae
Product: maker303
Exons: 2
Coding region: 30-290 (86 amino acids)
Source: RefSeq, a predicted model, not a curated record